Messenger RNA from Harpia harpyja (harpy eagle), 801 nucleotides. Its product is annotated as ankyrin repeat domain-containing protein 26-like. Bases 1 to 801 code for a protein of 266 amino acids. The transcript has 6 exons. The record is from RefSeq and is a predicted model, not a curated record. Lineage: Eukaryota; Metazoa; Chordata; Aves; Accipitriformes; Accipitridae.
AUGAAGCAAGCCAUGUCUGCGCUGUUUACGUUGAAGAGGCUUCUGAGCAGAUCUAUGAGAAAACUAAGCAUAUAUGAGGAGAGAGAGAUGAAGUCCCAGCUUAGUUUACAGAGAGAAAUGAAGAACAGCUAUUCUGAAACGGUCAAUGAAGUUGGUAGAUUAAGAACAAAGGUUGGUGAACUUUCCCAGCAGCUGGAGAUAGAGUCUAAAAAAUGCAUGCAGCUAGAAGCACAAAAUCAGGGUUUGCGAGAAGAGUUGUCCACCAUGCGUGGGAACCAUGAAAAACUGGAGAAGAGCAAAUGCCAGCUGAAAGAAGAGGUGGCUAACCUCAAACAUCAUUUGGAGACUAACAUGGUGGAUCGCAGCCAACUAGAACAAUAUAAAAGAGAGAUGGAAGAACGAGCCGGACAAGAGAUAAGACAAAAGCUACAAGAAGUCAAUCUGUUUUUGCAGACGCAGGCAGCCUCCCAGGACAGAUUAGAACAAAUCAGAGCCAGUCAUCACGCUUCACUGAGAAACCAGCUAAAAGACAGAAUUGGAGAUCUUGAACGUGCAUUGGACAGAAUAAAAAAUACGGAACAAGACAGUAUUCUUCAAAAAGAAUCCAUGCAGGCAGAAGUGGAAAGGUACAAAGAGCUGUACCUGGAGGAAGUAAAAAUAAGAAGAUGCCUAGCAAAUAAACUGGAAAGAGCUAAUGAGAGACUAGCAGAAGCCAAUGCUAAGCUCCUUCAGGAGCGCCACAGAAGCAGACCUUUCAUCGCAAGCAGCAUUUGGGACAUCUUGGCAACCAUUUGGCACUGA